Pelagomonas calceolata is the source of this 883-nucleotide messenger RNA. Lineage: Eukaryota; Pelagophyceae; Pelagomonadales; Pelagomonadaceae. The record is from the annotation of a GenBank genome assembly.
GGGGCAUCUACGAUGCGUCCGAGGGCGGGCCGGUAUGCGAUGAGGCGGUGGUGCAACGAAAAACCCGAAAUCGCUGUCACAAGUGCCGCUCUCCGUGCAAUUGUUCCACACGCCCAAACUCCUGUCGCAUAGCCCUUUGUACGUAACCCUUGCACACAGCAGCAGCACAUAUAGUGAAAAUGGCCCCCCUCUUCUCGCUCUCCCUGAUGUUCACGUCCGUCGCCGCACUGCUGGCGCCACGUGCGGCCAUCCGUAGUACGCGUCUGAUGGCCGAGCCGCCCAUCGGCGACUUGGCUGAUCGCCUCUUGAGCGCCAAGGAGAAGUCGGGCAAGACCUUCGACCAGAUCGCCGACGAGCUGGGUUUCACGAACACGUACACGACGCAACUUUUGUUAGGACAGGCCCAAUUGAAACCGGAGACGCUGCCCAAGCUCAAGAAGGCCGUGCCCGGCAUCUCCGCCGCCGACCUCGAGACCAUCAGCAAGGCGCCCUUCCGCGGCUGGGACCCGGAAAUCCUCAAGGAACCGAACGUCUACCGGACGUACGAGGCCAUCACGCACUACGGCAACGCCAUCAAGCUGCUGAUCAACGAGAAGUUCGGCGACGGCAUCAUGUCGGCCAUCGACUUCUACAUGACGGUGGGCGGGACCGUCGGCAAGAUGGGCGAGAAGCGGGUCGUCAUCACGUUCAACGGGAAGUUCCUGCCCUUCAUCGAGCAGGUCGCCGCCGACAACUCCGCGGCGUCGCCCGAGAUCGCGGAGUGAUUCUCUGGUCUUGAUGCCCUGUCCAUACCCCUGCACAUAUUGACGCAUACGACCACCUGUACAUGUCCUGUUCAUAUAUACUGCCGCGAUUCGCGCAAGUCUAAUGUAAGUCUAACUUA